Molecule: messenger RNA, 11946 nt
Organism: Bacillus rossius redtenbacheri
Lineage: Eukaryota; Metazoa; Arthropoda; Insecta; Phasmatodea; Bacillidae
Gene: Dad
Product: mothers against decapentaplegic homolog 6
Exons: 5
Coding region: 102-1178 (358 amino acids)
Biological process (GO): anatomical structure morphogenesis; transforming growth factor beta receptor signaling pathway; regulation of transcription by RNA polymerase II
Cellular component (GO): heteromeric SMAD protein complex
Molecular function (GO): I-SMAD binding; transcription regulator inhibitor activity
Source: RefSeq, a predicted model, not a curated record
UGGGGGUUGUGACUGACAUAACCUCCUCGAAUGCCGGAGGGGGAGGAUUAAAGAAAUAUUUAAAAGUGCCGACCAAAUGCGCAGCCCGCGAACGCCCGUGCAUGUUCAUGUUCCGGAGCAGGCGCACGACGCUCGCUAAGCGCCUGUGGAAGGCGAGGGUGUCCCGUGGGGGAGGGGAUGAGGAGGCGGCGGCCGUGGAGGGCUUGGAGGGGGGCGAGGCCCCAGGAGGGCCCGAGGCCGCCCUGCGGACGCUACUCAAGCACCUGAAGGAGCCGCAGCUGGAGGCGCUGGCCACGGCUGUUGAGAGCAGGGGGGCAGAGCUGUCUGCGUGUGUGCUGUUGCCCCGGGAUCCUACGUGGGACGCGCUUCUCCUGUGCUGUCGUGCGUGGCGCUGGCCUGACCUGCGACUGCCAUGCGAGGUGAAGCGGUUGCCGGCGUGCCGCGCGACCAAAGACCCGGGAUGCAUCUGCUGCAAUCCAUAUCACUGGAGCAGGCUGUGCAAACCUGAGUCGCCGCCGCCCCCCUACUGCAUGCUGCCCAACGAUAGGUGCAGACACAAUGAGCUGGAACCGAGCGACGAGUACAGCUGGCGCACGGACAGACUGGGUUCUUCUUGCUACGGCUCCGUCACGACCAACGGGGAAGGCGAUGCCGGGGAGCGAGAGUGGUGCAAGCUGGCCUACUGGGAGCUGGCGACGCGCGUCGGUCGCCUCUUCUCCGUCGAGGUGCCGGCCGUCAACGUGUUUGCAUCACUGCCGCGCGGUGACGGCCUCUGCCUUGCUACGCUCGCGCGCAGUCUGUCCCCUGUGCCCCCCCACGACUCCGUCCGCCGCACCCGAGCCAAGAUCGGUCUUGGCGUGAUGCUCAGCCUGGAAGGAGACGGCGUGUGGGCGUACAACCGCUCCGACUCGCCCAUCUUCGUCAACUCGCCCACCCUGGACGGGCCUGACACGCGCACCCUGCUGGUGUACCGCGUGCCGCCGGGCCACUGCCUCAACGUGUUCGACGCGGGCCGAGCGGCCAGCUUCCCCCCCCGCUGGGCCCCCGCCGCCUCGGGCCCCAUCGACCGCUGCUCCGUGCGCAUCAGCUUCGCCAAGGGCUGGGGCCCCAAGUACUCGCGCCAGGAGGUGACCGCGUGUCCGUGCUGGCUGGAAGUGCUGCUGGUGUCGUGCAGGUGAUGCCCGUCCGUGCCCCUCCCCUCCCCCCGUCCGUGCGCGACGCAGAGUCCUAGGAAGCAAACCAUCAGAUAUGAGUUGUUUAUAUCGUGACUACUAUUCUACGUUUACAAAUAACAAUUGGAUCUCUGUUUUGAAGCAACUUAUGGUCUAACCAGCCAGUUUGUCCCAAGAUCAUAAUGAUAAUGUCUCCUACCAAAAUCAAGAAAAUUUUUUUGACAUCUUUUAUGAAUCUUGCAUCAUAUGAUGUGCCCUUGCUGUCUCAUCAAAUUCAAAAUGCCUCUGCUAUAGUUUGUAUGCAAUUAAGAAGGGUAAACAUAAUUUGGAUUUAUUCUGUGCCUUCGCGAAUCUUUCGAUGUCCGGGAGUUUACGGACUGCAUUGCUAGUACAUAUCCUUAAAAUAACAUUUUUUUGACUAGUUUGGUAACCAGUUGUCAGCUUUUAAAUUAUUGGAAUGAAUUAUAAGCUACUUUUUCCUAACUAUAAAAAUGUAAGAACUAUUUAAAUUUUAAUGUGUGCACAGCAAACAGCAGAAAGCUAAAAUUUAUGUGGCAAUGUUAUCUGAAAUUCAGAAAUGAUUAAAGAAACUCUAAAACUGGUGAACAUUUUGUAUUUCGUAGUUAUGUAUUUGUGUUUAAAUCCACUAACAUGAUGAAAAAUUCAUUGCGGUUAAAUGAAAAACUUGUACAAUUUGUUAUUAGAAUGUAACAUACAAACUGCAAAAAAAAUCAUAAUAAUUUGCAUUCUUUUUUUUUUUAAUUUUUAUAAUUGAAAUUUGACAUUCUUAUGGUAAAUUAAUUAGAUAUAUUUAAAUUUGAUUCAAAUUAAAAAGUGUGUGUUCAUGCAGGCCUACUUAUUGAACCAUCAUUUUUUUAAAAAAAAAAUCUUCAACUUGUAACUUUGUUGUAUAAUAAAUAAAUUUUGUGUGUCUGUAAUCAGUAAACAAUCAGUCACCUUACAAUGCCAUUAAAGAUGUUUGAAGACGUCUGCGAUGCAGGGUUCGUAUUAUUGUUGGGUGAAUUACAUAUAAAACUCUUUGUGUCCUGUUUAGAGUUGUGUUGCUGUAGCUCAGAACAUUUUGCUGUGAUAGUUACUUGAGUAACGCCUUUGCUACGGGGCAGCUACCGAAGGGUUUGCUUCUUCGGCAUGGCACACAUAUCAAGACGGCAGUCUUUGAAACUCAAAUUACUUCUUUUUACGUGUGAGUUUUUCUCCAAGAUGUUUGGAUAUGGGAAGUUGAAGCAACAGAAUUUGUAAUAAACCAAACUUUUGAAGCGUUGGUGCAGUAUCUUUUACUGCAAACUAGUCAAAAUCUGUAAAAUACCAUAUUGUCCUGUAAUUCUUUGUUUUAUUUGAGUUUUUUGCAUGUAAAAAUAUUAAAGGUUCUCCACUUAUUUGCAUUACUGCUAGAUGAAAACUAAAAUAAAAAUACAGAAGUGUACAAAGGAAGUAGUGCCGGGUUCAUAAACCACGCAAGAAACGCAAGCCAAAAUGUUAAGUAACCGUGCUGUGAAUCAACAGUUUAUGAAACUACACAAGAGGGGAAAAAAACAAUGCAUCAGCCAACAUUAAACAUCUUGUGUUUCCAUCAUCUAUGUUUGUAGUAAAGUGUUCUGAACACUUUUAAAAAUGCUGACUAUGUGUAUCACACAUAUCACACAUCAUGUUUUCAAAUAUAUAAAUUAUCACAUAGAGAAAAUAAAAAUGUUUUAAAUCAAAUUAUUAAGAAUUACACGUGUGUUUUACUGAGAAUACUUUCUGAAAAGAAGUUCGAUGAUAAAUAUUUUUCUUCUAACAGUUUAAGUUGUGGGGUUGGUGACAUCUUGCAAAUUGAAUGUUUUUUUAAAACUACCAUAGUUUUUUGUGUUGCAUCCGUGCAUUUCUUGCGGACUUUAGAAACUCAGUCUAAGGCUUUUCUUGAUGUGAAAUUUAUCCUUCAUUUAUUAACAUUGUUUUUUUCUGCUAGUCAUGUAUACGGCAAUGUACUUUCUUCCUGUUGUACUAUUUUCCAUCUGUUCAUAAUUUUUAAUAUUUUAGGUAUUUUCAGCAGCUGUACAUGAUCACAACCGCGAAAUUCCAGUAAUCAUCUCUCACCAAAAUAUAAAAACACACUUUCGAACCACAUGCAAGAUGUCCAGCUUCAUUAAGAGACAUCAUGUUAACCAACCUUGGAGUUUAAUAGAACUUUGCUAUGCAACAUUGCCAAGUUAAUAAGCCACACCAUGUUUUUUCAGCAUGCAUUUUACGCAAAAUUAUGCCCGGAUUAUUUGGGUAAAUACGGUAAAUUGUAUAUGAAAUAUAAUAUUAAAUAGGCCUUAUAUUUAAAUUUUUGGUUUUGACGCUUUUUUCAACUUUGCCAUGGUUUAUUAUGGUUUUUUUCAUUUGUGCUUUUAGAAUAACAUAAAUUAAUUUUGUCCUUUGCAGCAGUAGACGAGAGUACUAUUGAAUUUGCACUGCAUUUGUGCUGCUAAAAUGUAUGGAAAAAAUUAGUUUAACUUACUAGCCUGCUAUUCAUUUUGCUUUUAUAAUUAAUUGUAAUUUUUCAACCCAUAAAUAUUUUUUUGGGGGACACAUUUUUUCUGUGUUCCAAGGUCAAAAUAAAUGUUUUUUUUUUUAUGUUACAUAGUUAUCUACAUCCAGGUGAAUGAUGUGGUGUCUCAAGCCCAAAUUAUUUUCAUUAAAGUGCAAUAUAUUAUAUCUUUUUGUAGUAUUUGCUUUUAUAAUGUGCAGUUUUGCUACUGAAAGUGGUUUUUGCCAUUGCAUUUUGCUGUUUGUAAGUGAAGGACCCCCUCUCACUCAAAAGACUGCCUUAAAGUUAUAGUAAUGGUGGUAUCUGCACCUGUCCUUGAAUGUGUUUCACAACUGCGCGAUGCAGGGACCUUCACCCAGGCAGGGCUCAACUUGUGUUGACCGCUCCACUUGAGCAUCAGAUAGUAUAGAAGAGUUUCACCUUGAUUAAUAUUUAAAAAAUUUUCUAUUUGUUGAUCUUUUGAAGGUAUUUUUACAGUUUUCAUUCUGAAAGAAAAGGUAAUAAUUAUAUCAUUAUAUGCUUAACAUGUAUUAUUAUUUCACAGGAGAAACUAUUUGUAGCAGUCUGUCACUUUUAAUAACAAGGCAUUCCAUUAAAUUAUGUACUGUGCUCAAACAGAGCCAAAAUAUCAUUUUAUAUGAAAUGAUAUCAAACAAUUUGUUGACCAAAACACUUGAAACCAAGAUAGUGUCUUUCAGUUAACAUCUCCUUAGAAGUUAAAAUUGAAUAUAAUCAGAUGAUGCUCUUGAAAUACAAGAAAAUGUAUUUCAAAAAUCUUCCCAAAUUUUCCUUUACAUGAUACAAUCACAUAUCAGGUACAUUUUGAACAAUUAUAAUUUCAUAAUAAAUUUGGGUAGAAAACUUUUGUGCUGUAUGGUAUAUCUGGCAACAAAGCACACUGAAAUGACAGACUAAUUGUAGAAAUUGUGAAUUGUAAAGAGAAAAUAAAUGAAAUCUCGGUUGAAUACAUACAGCAAACUAAGUAUGACACACUAUAGUUUAUCAAUUGUGUGUGAUUUAACAGUUCGCAGGCGUACUGGAAUUAAUAAUGUCUUAUAAGUUUUAUAAUGUCAAGUAGUGUUUUUUUUACUGCAUUUACUCUCUUUUAAGGGACUUUUUUAUGACUUUUAAAUUGAAGUGCAUCUUAAGCUUAUAGUUAAUUUUUUUUAUUGAAUCUUAAGUAUUAAGAGUGUGUAUUAGAAUUGACAGUUUCUUAGAUUUGAGUCAUUACAGUAUGUGUUGUUUGUAAAAUUUUCUGCAAGAGAAUAGAUGGCAGCACGGUAUUUCUUGUCAGCUGUCAAUGUUGCUUUAUUAGUUGUUGUUAAAACACUAAAAAAUUCAAAGUAGGCUGUGCUAGGUGCAUUGCGACGCGUAAUUGUGAAAUAUUCUGUAGAGGUUUGUGAAACAGCUUGAUAUCAGUGUGCCACUUGGUUGGCAGAGUGUGAACAUUUCAGGCUGACAGAUACACACAUGGUUGGGUUUCAAUGUAUGGCAUGUUGCUGGGUGGGGUGGGGGGAGUAAAGAAAGUGGAUGUCAGGGAAUAUGUAAUUAGUAACAUACACGUGUAAAAAAGAAAUUAUAUCUUCUUUUUCAAUUGUUCUCACAGCUUCAAUGUACCCGGACAAAGUGCUUCAGCUAUGCAAGUGAAUACAGCGGUCAUUAUAGCUUUGAUUUCUCAAAAAGAAAUAAAACCUUUAAAGAUUCUUUUUAUUUUGCAUCAAGAGCAUAUGACUGUCCUUUUUUUUCCUUACAUUCUUUUAAGUGUUAAGCCAGUUUCCUUUGUUUGUUCAACUUAUAAAGACUUUUUAUUUGAGGAAAAAGGUAACAAUCAAAAUAUAUAUAUAAUAUAAAGAUUUUAUAUGAUAUUUAACCAAAUAAUUUUAACUUGUAUGAAUUUUUUUUAACCCUUGACGAAUCACUGUGUUGCUUCGAGACAAAUAAACUCGUACUGUGCAGUGUCAAAAUGAAAUAUUUGUAAAUAUAAAUAUAUAUAUGUAUAUGUAAAUUUUUCUAGUGAUGUCUAACAAGGUAAUGUCGUUUUUGAAAUGCUUGUGUGUGGAGAUGGGACUAUACAGAUUUUGUCGAUACUGGUAACUGUUUUCGAAGAGUUGGAAAUGACAAAAUGUCACUUGCGUCGGGUAGUGGAUAACUUGGAUGCCUAGUUUUUUCACAAUACAAUACACAUUGCUUUGAACGAAAUUGCCAGUUAUUAAAAAUAAAAUUUGGUCCAAUGAAAAUAAUUAUCUACCGAUUCCUAGUUAUAACCCAAAUGUGCCUUUAAUUAUACUGUAUUGAUUUUGUUGCAGCAUUAAUAUUUCUUAAAACUUUAUUCUGGAUUAAAAAUGAAUUCUUUGUUCAUUUUUUUUCACACAUACACACACACAUAUAUAUGUAUAUAUAUAAAAUUAAACAAUGUGUGUGUGUUUUCAUUGUACAGUAAGGAAAAUAUAUUUAUUGUUUAAUCUAUAAAACUUCUUUUUUUUUUCACAUUUCCAGAUUUUAUAGUUUUCUGAAAUUUAUUCAUUUUUUCUGUUUAAUACUUUAAUCCAAUGCUGUACAAAUUAUUUUUGUUCUGUUUCCUGUAUUUUGCAUUAUUUUUCCAUUGAACAGUGUAAAAAAGGCCUUGUCCUGUAGUGCAUAUGUCUAACUUUUUUAACUUACUUGAAAUAGAAUAAAUACAUAAUAAAAUUGGGAUUCAACUUGGAAUUGGUGGAACAUAGAAGAGACAUGGGUCGGUAUCGAUAGUAUCUAUGUUUUGGAGCCCAUCUCUACUUAUGUGUUUUAUUUUUAUAUAUUUUGAGAAUCUUGCUGAGUACGUAACAUUAUGUACAUUUUUUAUUUAGCGUGGUUACGGCGGGUGCGACUCAAACCCUUCCCCUCUGUCGUUACUCAGUUUGGUACGACAUCUACAUCACAUGGACGUCAUGAAUUGUUUCAGUCAUGUUGGAGUUUUCUUUCUUUCUUGUUUGUAUUUUUUUUUUACAUACGCAUAGAUUAAAUGUGAUAUCACCAUAAGAAAAAAAAAGCUCUGUAUCAUUGUAGUUUCCGGCAUGUAAGACGAGGCCAGGUUUCCAAUGACAAAAAAUUUAAAUUAAAUUUAUAACAUAAUAUAUUGCAUGAACCCAUCAAAACUUGUCGACCAGCAUAAAAAAAAAGGGGAGAUAAGUUUUAACUACCUUUGUUUUAAACUUGACAGCAUAGAAACAACGACCAUAUCAUUAAGAAAGGGUGCAAGAUAAAGACCAUCAAGGGUAGGUUGUGAGUGGAGAUACAAGGGUAAAUAGCUGGCUCAUGCUAGGCUAUUCAUUAUAAAAACUAGUUGUUUCUCAUUCUUGUUUGUGCAACAGUAGCAUAAGUACUGCUGGGUGUGCAGACUCUAUGUAACAGUGAUAGAAGUACAGUUUACAUGAGAUAAGUAGCAGUUAUAAUCUCUUUGUGCAUAAAAUUCUUGUCUUAUACGCUGGAGAAUACAGUAUUCACAUUUAUAGUUGUGGCAGCUGUACAGUUUAGCAUCAAUUAAAGAGUAUUUAUUUUUAAAAUGUGGAUAAUUUUUCCAUUAAAGUGAUAUGAAAUUUAUUUUUAUUUUCCAAGGAUCAAUAAUUUGGACAUGCUUACGUAAGACUUAAUAACACCAUUGUGCUGCCAGCUUGCUUAACUAGAGUGCUGGAAGUGAGAGAAAUACCAUGCAGAAAUCUACAAAGGUUGGUUGCAACUGUGCUUAGUAAUUAAGUAGAGGAGUGAUAACACACAUACAAUAUUGCAGAAUAUUUGUGCAUCCAUGCUCUUUACAUCAUGUCAUCCAUAAUCACUAUUCAUUUUUUUUCUGUAUAGUUUUGUACAGUUAAAAUGGCUCGAUUCCUUCUAUCGAAUUUCACUUGCGUUUACUUAUUUCAUAACUGACCAUAGCUAACCUUGGCUGAUUUGCUGUGAAUUGUACAUAUUUAUCUUUUUAUUUUUACUUAUCAGUCUUUGUUUUCUGACAUGAAAAAAUGUGUACAUCCAUCAUUAUUCACUUUAUACUGUGCUGUCAGGUAUCACACAGUUGUUACAAUUUUGCAGUUUUGCCAUACAAACUCUUUCACUAUAAACAUAAGUUGAUUUGCAAUACAAUUGCUGUCUGCAAUAUUUUUUUUAUGUGAAGGUGUCCUCUGUAAAGGUUAAAUUUUUAGACACAUUAGUAAUUCAAUGAGACUAUUAGUGACUGUAAAGACCAGAAAAAUUGGCGAUUUCGGAAAACUUAAAAAAUAAAAAAUAAACUAUAUUAUUCCUCCCUCCCCCCAGUCCUAUUUUACACCAAUUUCUACACAAAUAGGCUCUCAUCUAAGGAUUGCUAUAGUUACACAACUUUCUCAUCAAAAGUAUUUUGAAAGUAGCCCAUUGUAGAGAAAAAUGCAUGGAACAAGUAGGUAUUUAUGAAAAAAAAAAUAUAGUCUCCAAUUUUUUUGAAUUUCUAACCAAAUUAAUUUGAUUUGAAAAUCUCUACAUGACCUACUGUGAAGUUGUUUUAUACUUCUGCUCCAACUCAUUGUCAAUUCUAGGGGAAGUGCUUGGCUAAAAAAAAAAAUUCAAACUCUGCCUUUAAGCUGCAUCAGUAGUGCCACUUUUGACUGCGUCCUGAACUGGUACAGGCUCGACAGUUGAGACAGGAUAGCAAGUUGGAAGGGUGAGUGAGAGAGAGGGAGAGCUAGCAGCAGUGUCCCACCUCCUGCCUCUCCUCUCUGGCUGCCAGUGAAGCAGCUUUAUCUGCUUCUCCAGCCCCCGGUGACAACCGACUAUCACUGCAUUUGUAUCUUCAUUAUAUGCUUGUUUUUUGAACGACAGCUUAUGUACUGCAGAAGCAAUUCUUCCAAUUUUUUUAUUUAAUCUGCUGUUUGUUGCUUUAAAAGAGGCUGUGUUAAUCAUUUUUACUGAUGAAAGUGGCACCAGAAAAGCUUUCUUAAAUACUGCGAAAUCUGCCAGUGUUGAAGUGUUUAUAAUGUGGGGUGAAAGCACGGCCAAUGUCUGGGGUCCAGGAAUGAGUGGUUAAGAUGAAAGAUGCCCGGCGCCAAAUCACCGUAGAGCAUCGCCACAGAGUGGUGUCUGUUUAUCUCAGGUGGCGAUCAAAUACACUGAUGUAGGUAUUGUGGGCGACUGUACGGGUUACGACCAGGAGACGUGCCGCUACCCUCUCGGCAAGAUGGCUGCCUAGCCAAUUAGCAUUGCUAACACAGGAGGCGCUCAUGCUGAUGUAAUCCACGGGCACCAACAUAUGCCACUAUGAUAGUUCACUAUGACACACUCAGUGCGAAAUGUCAGAAUGAUGCAUGGUCGUAUGUGUGGUGUAGCUGAUCAACCUAAAAACAAGAUCCGGCGACGGCCGAUGCCGAACGUCACUCGUGCAUGCCACUUCUGUGGGGCAUAACUGCAGGAGGGGAGUUAGGCUCACGCUGUAAAGGCUAGGAGACUCUCGAGGCGAACAUGAGAAAGGUUUAAGUGAGCUAAACACAGGAAAUUACCAGAAGAAAGAAAUUGAAUUACCUUCUAGUCACAGACCAAACAGACUGGCUGUUAGACACACACGAGGGAAGUGAUGUUAUUGAACUUUCAAUUAUAUCAACCUCAUCUGCGAGUCCUUUCCUAUAAAAAAUAAAACAAAAACACAUGAUAACAAAUAGAGAAAUUGCCAUUUAGUUUGUACCUAUUUUUUAUGCUUCAACACCAUUUAGUUUUCCUCUUCCUGCAUAUCGCUCUGCCGACGCAGUGCUCAUGUGGCAGACGCGCUCACAUCACUGGCCGGGCCGAUCUAACUUCAGGACUGCCCAGGGCAGUACAACUUCAGAUGAACUUAAAAUUGACAAAAUUUUCCUGCAUUUACAAAAUAGAAUCAGCGAGGUUAUUUUUUUAUUCUAAGUCAUUAAGUAAAAGUGCACUUAAAAUAACUUUAAUCUUUGUUGCAAAUUAUGUGUUCAAGAAAAAAUUACACCCCUUUUUCAGGUGUCUAAUGAUGGGUCAGAAGAUGUUAUUUUUCUCAAGUCCUAAUCUUGAAUUUGGUUCUUAAAAAUAGUGACUUGAAUACAAAUAUAGAUCUCAAGAGUUAGGCAUAUAAUAAUGCAUAAUCAAAAAUGACACAGAAUGGGGUUGUCGUGAAGUUAAGUUAUUAUUAUUCAAUCAUUUUUUUUUAAAUACUAAUUAUUUUGUUAUUUUAAUGUAGAAUCUAUGAUACUAACAAAAUUGUUAGUUUUUUUAAAACCAUUUUAUACUUUGAAUAAUUGUCAAAUUUAGAGAUUUUAACAAAUCAAAACCCAGCAGUGGCAAGUGAGAAUCAAGAAAGACCAGGUUUGAACAUUAUUGAAAUUUAAUGGGUGUGAAUAAGUGGAACUGAGUUUUAUUAGCAGCUAGUAAAAAGUUACUGGUGAGUAUAGUAAAGUCCUUGGUGUAAUCUGGACUUAAUCCUAGUGGAGGUAGGUAAUGAACUAAAGACGAGGUAGCAAAUGGAAGCACCCCAAAACAGCGUACGCUUUGGCAGUGCUGUUAAAUUAAUUUUAACAGUUUGCUUAAAGCGGUUUGUGUUCAAGCACCUCUCUUAAAUCUUGAUAGUUUGUUUAAUGGUUUUCUGUCUGUAAGUUCUGCAGACUGUUCGUCCAAGCAAACAACAGCCUUAAUACCUUAAUAUAAGCAAACUUAUCUUCGUUAUUUGUUUCAUUUGGGGAUUUUUUUUCAUAAAAGUUUUAAUGGGAACUUAUAACUUCAUGUAAUCAUAUGCACAAAACAAAAUAGCAUCCUUUGUAAGUGUGGAGAAAAUGACUUUUCUCUUUCAAUUAGGCUGUAAUCCUAUGCAAGAUAUUAAAUUACUGGUAGGUAAAAAAAAUACUUUGGUUUUCCAGAGAAUUAGGCUAGCCAACCAUUUACCAAUUUUUCUCUCUCUGAGAAACUCUGUAAUAAUGUUAAGCUGUCAAACAUAAAAAUUGACAAAGUUGUGUGUCAGAAAAAUGCACAUAUUCAUGGAUGUAGAACUCUAAAAUGAGAUAUAUUCUAAUUAUUUAAGGUACUUGUUAGUGGUGUUUGAUGGCCCAUAUGUAAAAGGUCUCCACAUGCUGAAGCAGUACAUUGAAGUGGCAGCAUUAGCACAUUGUACUUACUGCUCAUGCAAUUACACUAAGGCGGGAGACAAAGAAUUGUACAAGGUGAUGUGCUAGCAAUGAGAAUCAUGGCAGCUUCUACAGUGUACAUGGUCAUAACACACUGUUCAUGCCACUGCGGCAAAUGGUUUCGCUGCAAUUAUUGCACCAAAGAAGUGGUAGUACCACUAGUUGUGAACCUUCAUUUUCCGAUGUUUACGUCCUACCCUCUUAACCUUAUCUCAAUGACAUACCACACCAGUUUGUGGGGAUCUGACCAUUAACAUUGGAUUUCAAAAAAUUUUUUACAAAAAUAUGUAAUUAUAUAAUAUAGAGUUGUGCAUUCCUAGGUUAGUAACGUGUUAUUACAGGAAUCUAAUGUAUGUAUUUCUCUCACUGACGCGUCAUAAGUUUUGGCAAUACUAGCUCGUGUCGCAUCUCACAGACAGGUCAAACGAAUGGCGUGUGCAGAAUUAUGAGCGCACAUGCUUGCGGAUGCAAUAAUUCCUCCUCACGCACCAUAGAGUUUUUGGGAACAUCACAUUACAGUGCGUUUGUACAGAAAAAAAUAGAAAUGCUCUCUUUUGUGUAUAACCAUUUUAUUCAUACAUAUCCAACAGUGUUAAUUGCUUAGGUGUUGAUACUAGUACUAAUUACAAAGUCCAGUUUGUUAAUUAAAAAAUAAGAAAAAAAGGUUGCUUUGUAUAAUUGUCAGUGCUUUUAAACCAAUCAUGUAACCACGCAAGUCAUGACUAAGAACUCGUUCAGUCGAGUCAUUGAGUGAUUUUGCAGCUGAGAUCAUCGCGGAUUGGUGAACUCUCGUCUUUACUUGGCAAGUGACGUGAGAUAUUUUUUUACUGAAACUUUGGUUCUUGCUUGAAAUUUCAUUUUUGAACGAACCAAAAAAAGGAAACAAUUAUAAGUGUUAUUUUGUACACAGUAAUAUGUUUAAAAAAAAAUUAAUAUCUAUUGAAAAUGUACAUCAAAUUAUAUAUAUAAAUUAUUUACACUUUACCAGUUAAUUUGUAAAUUUUGAUUAGAGCAAGUUUUCUGUAACGGACUACAUCAUACAGGGUCCUUGUGGAAUAUAAAAAAAAGUUUGUUAUUGAAUGUUGAUAUAUUAAAUAAAAUCAAAAAUGUUUAA